AACUUACAUUUAUUCGAUUCAUGCGUCUUAAAAUUUGACCAACUUCGUGUUAAUUACCCAACAUUCAAAUCAUAUAAUUCAACAUCUCAGAUUGAUUAUGUUUGGAUCUCCACGGAAGCGGCUCUACAUCUUUUAGACUGUAAAACUAUUGAGGUCUCCUCACAAUUAUCAGAUCACAUGAUUGUCUUAAUAAGAUUAGAAAAUUUUCUGGACAUCAAAAACAAUAAUAGGAAUAUUCCAAUGAAAACGGUCUUCGAUUACAACAAGAUGACUGAUGAUAGAUGGACUCAAUUUA
Funneliformis geosporum is the source of this 295-nucleotide messenger RNA. Lineage: Eukaryota; Fungi; Glomeromycota; Glomeromycetes; Glomerales; Glomeraceae. The record is from the annotation of a GenBank genome assembly.